UUUACCUCUGCUCCGGCCUUGCCCUCUUUCUUCGGGCCCGAGGACGGCCCGAGUGCUUCCCCGCUGCGUGAGGACGGCUGCGGUGCCCCUGCGUGCGUCUCCCGGUUCCCGGAGCCCCCGGCCGCUUUCCCCGCCAUGAAUGAGGAGUACGACGUGAUCGUGCUGGGCACCGGCCUGACGGAAUGUAUCCUGUCAGGUAUAAUGUCAGUGAAUGGAAAGAAGGUUCUCCACAUGGAUCAGAACCCGUAUUAUGGAGGCGAAAGUGCAUCUAUCACGCCACUGGAAGAUUUAUACAAAAGAUUUAAAUUACCAGGAGUACCACCAGCAUCAAUGGGGAGAGGAAGAGACUGGAAUGUUGACUUAAUUCCCAAGUUCCUUAUGGCUAAUGGUCAGCUGGUUAAGAUGCUACUUUAUACAGAGGUCACUCGCUAUAUGGAUUUCAAAGUGAUCGAAGGGAGCUUUGUUUAUAAGGGAGGGAAAAUCUACAAGGUUCCUUCCACUGAGGCAGAAGCCCUGGCAUCCAGCUUAAUGGGACUAUUUGAGAAACGUCGCUUCAGGAAAUUUCUAGUCUAUGUUGCCAAUUUUGAUGAAAAAGAUCCUAGAACUUUUGAGGGCAUUGAUCCUAAGAAGACCUCAAUGCGAGAUGUGUAUAAAAAAUUUGAUCUGGGCCAAGACGUCAUAGAUUUUACUGGUCAUUCUCUUGCACUUUACAGAACGGAUGACUACUUAGAUCAGCCAUGUUGCGAAACCAUUAAUAGGAUUAAACUGUACAGUGAGUCUUUGGCAAGAUAUGGCAAAAGCCCAUACCUCUAUCCACUCUAUGGCCUUGGAGAACUGCCUCAAGGAUUUGCAAGGUUAAGUGCUAUUUAUGGAGGCACCUACAUGCUGAAUAAGCCAAUUGAAGAAAUCAUUGUGCAGAAUGGAAAAGUAGUUGGUGUAAAAUCGGAAGGAGAGAUUGCUCGCUGUAAGCAACUCAUCUGUGACCCCAGCUAUGUAAAAGAUCGGGUGGAAAAAGUGGGCCAGGUUAUCAGAGUUAUCUGCGUUCUUAGCCAUCCCAUCAAGAACACCAAUGAUGCCAACUCUUGCCAGAUUAUUAUUCCACAGAACCAAGUCAAUCGAAAAUCUGAUAUCUAUGUUUGCAUGAUCUCCUCUGCACACAAUGUGGCGGCACAGGGCAAGUACAUUGCCAUCGUUAGUACAACCGUGGAAACCAAGGAACCCGAGAAAGAAAUCCGACCAGCUUUGGAGCUUUUGGAACCAAUUGAACAGAAAUUUGUUAGCAUCAGUGACCUCUUCGUACCAAAGGAUUUGGGAACAGACAGCCAGAUCUUUAUUUCCCGUGCCUAUGAUGCUACAACUCACUUUGAGACAACUUGUGAUGACAUAAAAGACAUCUAUAAGAGGAUGACAGGAUCUGAGUUUGACUUUGAGGAAAUGAAGCGCAAGAAAAAUGACAUCUACGGGGAAGACUAGCAGCAGUACCUGUUAUUAUCCAAUUAGGACAAAUUUAAAAAUUGGCAAGUAGUGCAUAUUGUAUGAAAUCAAUAUUGUAAGGCCUGGUUUGUAAUCAAAAUGAAAAGAUUGAGAGUGCCGUAACCAGUAAGCGCUCCUCCCCUUCAUCUUUCUAAUAUCAUGUAUUAACUUGUUUUCAUGGAGUGGCUAUUCAGAAACUGGCUGUUUACCACAUUCUGUUCUAUUUAACCAACCAGACUGGCUUUUUUGUAGUGAAGGAGCAGUUUUCAACAGACUUUGUGAUAUUGACAAGAGAACUUGAUACAGUAUUUGUAUCUUUUAAUCAGUGUAGCCUUUGCAGUGUGUCUUCCACUGCUCACAAGCUGGAUCCAUGCAAUUUGUGUGCCAUCUUGACAUUGAAUCUCAAAUCUUCUGGAUUGGGACAGCAUUUCUAAGUUUUGCCCAUUAUAUUUUGUGUUACGUCAAGUAUUACAGCAGGGCCCAAAUAGGAUAGCCACAGUUUGGUUUGUGGGCAUAAGUUUCUAACCAAACUCGACUUGCGGAGUGGUUUGGAGGAAGCCAGUAUGUGGUGUUUUAACCUAGUGAAGGUGAGAGAGGGGAGAUGAACACAUCUUAAAGCAGGUAAAGUGUCGAAGCAUCUUUUGUAUCCCAGGUGUGGCUUCUUCAGUGGACCAAGCUGCAAUGCAGUAUUGAUUUGACAGAGCCUCUACUUCAGUGAUGUCUGUCUCAAAAUGGCUCCAAAUGAUUUCUGUACUGCAAAAUAAAGCCAAACUCUGGAAACC
This is a messenger RNA of Perognathus longimembris pacificus (Pacific pocket mouse), 2255 nucleotides long. It is a transcript of the gene Gdi2, whose product is annotated as GDP dissociation inhibitor 2. Gene Ontology annotation, cellular component: cytoplasm. The coding region runs from base 136 to 1473 and encodes 445 amino acids. Gene Ontology annotation, molecular function: Rab GDP-dissociation inhibitor activity. The record is from RefSeq and is a predicted model, not a curated record. NCBI's taxonomy places the organism in Eukaryota, Metazoa, Chordata, Mammalia, Rodentia, Heteromyidae. The transcript is spliced from 11 exons. Gene Ontology annotation, biological process: vesicle-mediated transport; protein transport; small GTPase-mediated signal transduction.